This is a messenger RNA of Prorocentrum cordatum, 1008 nucleotides long. Lineage: Eukaryota; Dinophyceae; Prorocentrales; Prorocentraceae. The record is from the annotation of a GenBank genome assembly.
AUGACGCAGCCGCCGCUCCAGCGCCAGUCCCAGGGCGACGCUGACACGGUGCCCUACGGCCUUCCCGACGGGCAUCCAGGGGGGCACGUCGCUUCGGGCAUCCCCGUCGCGCCGCCUUCGCCCGUUCCCGCUGCCGCCGCAGCAGCGGCGGCGCUGGAUGCCGCGGUGGAUUCGGCGGCGUUUGAUUCGGUUCCCCCGACGCAGAGGGCGAACCCCAGGGAGUUGCCAGCGCCGUGGAUCGCCGAGAAGGAGAGGCUGGAGGCGCAGCGCAAGAGGACGGACGCGGAGACACAGCUCCUGCGCGAGACUUUGGCCAGGCAGGAGGCGGCAAUGGAGACGAUGAAGAAGUCGAUGGAGGAGUACAAGCGGAAGUGGGAGGUUUCAGCGGAUCCGAUGAAGACGCCACCAGCCAGGGUGGCGGAGAUGGCGCCAGGCGAGGCCGUCAACGAGGCGGAGACGGUCAGUUCCUUGGCGGCCCACCUGGCCUGGGCGCACGACGCUCAGCCGCGCUGGGACGACGAGCACCGCGAGGAGCGGCUGAAGCGAAAGAACGGGGAGGCGGUGAAGAUGUCCUGGAUGAUAGCUGAGGCCAAGAAGAAGGAGGAUGAGGAGAGGGAGGCAGAGAACGAUAGAGCUCUCGAGCAGGGCAUCCAGAAUUCCCUCAGCCCUUCCUUAGGCUUCGAACCAAUCGAUACCGAGUUCGAGGAAGAGAUCCUCGAGGCGCCCGCGGAGUCCGACAAGCGCGUCGACAAGUCAACGGCUCCGUCGACUGCGGAGGAGCGCAUCAACUUGAAGAGGUCGGGUCAGCCUCUGACGAUCAAGCGUGGCGGCAAGGUCAGGGUCACGCCCGAGCUCGUGAGGUCCAUCGUGGAGGCGAGGACGGGGCGCACUUCCGACGACUCUGGCGCGGCACCGUCGACAGGGGCCGCGGGGCCGGCAGCGUCGUCGGCCGCGCAGCCGCCGUCUGCGCCAGCUACGCCUGCGUCGCGCCAGGACUUGGGGCUAUAA